Messenger RNA from Coniophora puteana RWD-64-598 SS2, 2100 nucleotides. RefSeq lists its product as uncharacterized. The transcript has 6 exons. The annotation marks the transcript as partial. Lineage: Eukaryota; Fungi; Basidiomycota; Agaricomycetes; Boletales; Coniophoraceae. The record is from RefSeq and is a predicted model, not a curated record.
GGUCUUGUGCCGUGCUCCCCCAUUCACCCCAACGUGUGCAUCUCGGCGGAUGUUCUUGAGCUCUUCCGCGUCUCUCGCCUUCGCUGUCCCCACUUUUCUAUCCAGGCAUUUGUAAAGACCAUCUGCGACCUCCACGCCACCGCUUACGCCACCUAUCUCACCCGGCAAUUCACCAUUGCUUUCGACGUGUAUCAGCAAGUCCUUGCGGAGGUCAAUAUCAAAGUCCAGUGCGCCCUUCAACGCGACACGCCGGACUGGAGACUCAAGAAUGCCUGCCCUGCGUGUACAUAUAAGUUGGAAGAUGAGGACGACUUGCGUUUUGCCAUGCUAUAUACAAUGGACGGCAACGACUCAAUGAAAAGGUACCGUCGGCGCACUUCUCAGGCCGAUUCGAUGGACGCGUCUACGUCGGCAACUGCUCCGGUCUCGUCUGAGCUCCCAACAGCCUUCAAGCUAAGGACUGACCGGUAUCUGUCUCGCGAGGAAGUCGACAUGUGGGCCAAACCUAAUGCAAAGCCUUUGGCCCAGGACGAGAUCGACGAUGACGACAACCCGUGUGCCGGCCGAUGGAAAAAUAUGCAGAGCGACAGCACGAAACGGAUGUGGGGGAUAUUCGAGGAGACGGGGGUGUUCGUGGCGCUAUGUCGACACGGAACGUCCCUUGUCAUUGCGGACAUGGUGGACAGCGGGGAACAGUCGAAAUAUGGGUUGGCAGUUGUCAAAAAGAUACUCGAUACCUUUGGACCCAAGCUCGGCGGCGGCUACGAUAUAGGCUGCCACUUCAAGACUACGCUCGCUAAUAGCGAUCUCGGGCGUCUGGCUGCAGAACUCAAGCACGAGUGCCUUGUAGGUGCAUUCCACGGUCACGCCCAUCGGCGCCUCUGCCAGCUCGUCCAUCUCGCCACGUAUGUGCAAGGCCUUGGGCUCGAAGAUCUGGAGGGGUGCGAGCGGCUCUUUUCGAAGCUGAAUGCGCUUGCCGCCGCCGUGCGCUAUGCUAGCCCACUCCGUCGACGACAGGCAAUAGCGUCGUUCCUUGAGCAUAACGAUGGCUUCGAGGUUUAUGCUAAUCUCAGUUUAUUCCUCCUCAAUAACUACAAGCAGGCGCUCAAGAUAUUGUCGGAAGGCGAGCAGGCACUGGCUAUUGCCAUGCAAGAACUCGGUGUUACGAGCACGGGUGAUUUCGAGGCCUGGCUAGAGGAGGAGAGGUCUUACUUGAAAGGUCUCCAGCGUGAGCCGGAGCACGAGACACUGCAGAUGCAGUACUGGGAGCGUCUCAACGCUCUCCAAGGCUGCAGUGACCAAGUCGCCAAGACGGCGGUCUGGCAGGUGGACACUGCGGACACGAUGGCACAGAAUCCGCGCGAUCAGACCAGUACACAGCUCACCGCACGCCGACACGCGCUUGAAAAGUACGACAAGGAGCUCGAGAUCGUCCAUUCCCUCGAACGGCAGCUUGGCCUAGACAAGCGAUGGACGCCAGACAUGCCUGAGUGGCAAGAGGCAGCUCGGUUGGUGGGGCGUCGCAAGUACCAGCGGGCGCUCGACUCCCUCGAAGGCUUGCUCGUCGCGCGUGUCUUCGAGCUCACCAAAAUGAACAGGUCCCAAACCGGCUAUGCGAUGCGGCAGCACAUUGGCAAGGCCCUGAAGACGCGCUCCCAAGCCAUUCGCACCGCCCUCGAGCGUUUUAACAACAUCGCGAAGGCAACAGGCCGGUCGCCACUUAACUGGGACGAGGUGAUACAAUAUACCUUCCUUUCUGACUUCGACUUGCUUCGAGAAGCCCGCCAGGAUAUUCGUACGCGACCGUGGGCAACACCCGCAGGGCGCAUAGCCAUGGAUGAAUACUUCAAGAUGUGUCGGGCCCGAGAGGAGAUCGUGCGACUCAACGUAGAGAUUCGCCGCGUGGCAACCUACCUGCACGAUGAGAUGAACUACUUACGCGCCUGUGAGGAUCAUUACCGGCCGACAAACGUUGUCCUUGCCCACCAAAUAUCCCUGCAUCGCCAGGAACGCGAGCGCUUCAGUGCGCUUCACCGACGCCGCCUCGCGGAGAUCGCCGCCCUCCCGAAGUUCGGCGGCAAUGUGACACCCGGCGUUGCC